CUUAUCAACAUUUUUAUUUCAUUCGUGUUUCCGGUUAUUGUUUAUAUUUCCGAAUUUCUUCAUAUCUUCAGUAUUUCAAUUAGUGAACAUUUUGAAUUUCCAUCUCUACUCCGUGCCACUUGAUGGCGCUGAUGCUUCUUAACAUUAUUUAUCAAAGUAAAUAAACACAAAAAAAGAUGAAGAGGAAGAACUUUUUUCUCUUUUUUUUCAUCGUCUGUCCCACCUUGUUAAAAAACAUGGCGGCCCCCAUGGCUCUCAGACGAGAUAUAUUUUCUCUCACAAGGAUACUUGGAGGAAUCUCACAUUCGGUACCAAGAGCUUUGGGGGCCUGUUCAGGUAACAAGAAAUGUCAUUUAAUGAGGUCCCAUCUCCCAUUGGCAUCCAGAACUUCUUUCCACACGGCAACAGUGUUUUCAUCCCAGCCUUCAUCAAUCACUGUCACAGAAGAGCCCGACACGCUGUUUCAGAAGGUGGCACUGUUGGUCAAAGGUCAUGACAAAUCUGUGUUGGACAGCUAUGAGUUAUUUUCCACCAUGGCAGCUAAAGAGCUGGGCAUCGCCAUAAGCAAAGUUUGUGAGCUUCCCAAGGACACAGAGAGGUUUACACUCUUAAAGUCAGUCCACAUUUUCAAAAACCACAGGGUCCAGUAUGAGAUGAGGACACACUACCGAUUCAUUGAGCUGUCUCACUUAACAGGCUCCACGGCACGGGUGUACCUUGAAUACGUUCAGAGGAACCUUCCUGAAGGUGUAGCCAUGGAGGUGACAAAGACUGCCAUGGAAAAGGUUCCAGAUCACAUCCUGAAACCCAUGUGGGAGGAGGAAUCCAUUGAUAACAAGCUCAGCCAGUGAUGAAAAGCAAUGGAUGUUUAAAAGAUGUAAACUGCAACGUUAACAUAGUUAUCAUGGACCUGGGAUCUGCUCAUCAUACAGAUUCAAAUGACAGAAAAGGGGCCGACCAUAGAAAUUGCUUUCAUUUACUGGCGUUUGUGUUUGUGUUUUCCAAAGAGAAAAAGUAUUUGAAUAAAUUCUGCAUUUAAGAACUUCAA
Molecule: messenger RNA, 1048 nt
Organism: Pungitius pungitius (ninespine stickleback)
Lineage: Eukaryota; Metazoa; Chordata; Actinopteri; Perciformes; Gasterosteidae
Gene: mrps10
Product: mitochondrial ribosomal protein S10
Exons: 7
Coding region: 177-851 (224 amino acids)
Biological process (GO): translation
Cellular component (GO): ribosome; mitochondrion; mitochondrial small ribosomal subunit
Molecular function (GO): structural constituent of ribosome
Source: RefSeq, a predicted model, not a curated record